Molecule: messenger RNA, 375 nt
Organism: Penicillium expansum
Lineage: Eukaryota; Fungi; Ascomycota; Eurotiomycetes; Eurotiales; Aspergillaceae
Exons: 1
Coding region: 1-375 (124 amino acids)
Source: RefSeq, a predicted model, not a curated record
AUGUAUGUAUCCCCAUUUCACACUAUUAUCUAUACAACACUCCCAUUCAUCGUCCACCCCCGUCUCGGCGACGUCUGUGCUCCUUACUGGGCUACCGGACUGGAUGAGCGUGGUGAGACGAUAAUUUCGGAAUUCCGAGGCACUGGAUUCGCUGGGUCUGCAGUCCGAGAUGGAAGUUGUACAAGGCGAGGCACUGUUCUUUCGAGGGAAUGGUGGUUUCCAUUAAGAAAAAUGGAAUUUUCUUAUUUACGAGGGCAGGGGGGGAGGGAAGGGAAGGAUAACGGGGACGAGAAAACGAAAUGGAAGAGAGAACAUCGAAGGGGGUGUGAUGUUACUUUCAGUCUACUUACCCUCUACAUAAAACAUCCGAUGUAG